AUCUGCCAUGUUUCACUCUGCUCAUCGUUUGAGUCUCCAAGCAGCAGCAAGAGGGAAUAUUAUAGUAAUAGACAAAGAGGAAAAGAAGAAGAAGAUAGGAAGUGGAAAUGAAGAGAGCAGAGCUAGAGUUACCUCCUGGGUUCAGAUUUCAUCCAACAGAUGAUGAAUUGGUGAAUCAUUACUUGUGUCGGAAAUGCGCAGGGCAGCCUAUUUUUGUUCCGAUCAUUGCUGAGAUUGAUCUUUAUAAGUAUGAUCCUUGGCAGCUUCCAGACAUGGCUCCGUACGGUGAAAAGGAAUGGUACUUCUUUUCUCCAAGAGAUAGAAAAUACCCCAAUGGUUCACGGCCGAACCGGGCAGCGGGAAGCGGAUAUUGGAAAGCAACAGGAGCUGAUAAACCCAUUGGUCGGCCCAAACCACUUGGAAUAAAAAAAGCGCUCGUUUUUUACGCUGGAAAAGCUCCAAAAGGAGUCAAAACCAACUGGAUAAUGCAUGAAUAUCGGCUUGCCGAUGUUGAUAGGUCUGCCCGCAAGAAGAACAACCUCAGGCUUGAUGACUGGGUAUUAUGUCGAAUAUACAACAAGAAAGGAAGCAUUGAGAAGCAGUACACUGUGGAUAUAAAAUUGAUAGAAUAUCCAGAAAUGGAGGAGCAAAAACCAAAGAUUUUAAUGUCUGCAGCGUCAAUUAAUAACAAUGAGCCGUUAGUACAGAUGGAUACAUGUGAUUCAAUACCCAGAUUGCAUACAGACUCGAGUUGCUCGGAGGAGCACGUGCUAUCGCCUGAGAAAGAAGUCGAGAGCGUGUUGAAUUUUGGUUUUAGUAGUUACGUCGAUGGGUUUCAAGAUGAUCCUUUUGCUUCUCAAGUUGAGUUCCAAAUGGAUCAAUUCUCCCCCUUGGAGGACAUGUUCAUGUAUUUACACAAGCCACUUUGAUCCUAUCCUAUCCACCAAUCGAUCAUAUUCCAAGUAGUUUUAGGAAAAUUCUUAUAUGUAAUUAGGUUCUACAACAAUUUAUUCGAUUAAUGAAACAGCAUGACUGAUUACGUACUAGAAAUGGAUUUGAUUAUUAUUUUUUAUGUU
Jatropha curcas is the source of this 1076-nucleotide messenger RNA. Its product is annotated as NAC domain-containing protein 2. Lineage: Eukaryota; Viridiplantae; Streptophyta; Magnoliopsida; Malpighiales; Euphorbiaceae. Gene Ontology annotation, molecular function: DNA binding. The record is from RefSeq and is a predicted model, not a curated record. Gene Ontology annotation, biological process: regulation of DNA-templated transcription.